This is a messenger RNA of Cuculus canorus (common cuckoo), 1238 nucleotides long. RefSeq names its product guanylin-like. Gene Ontology annotation, cellular component: extracellular region. The coding region runs from base 122 to 481 and encodes 119 amino acids. The transcript has 3 exons. The record is from RefSeq and is a predicted model, not a curated record. Gene Ontology annotation, molecular function: guanylate cyclase activator activity. Lineage: Eukaryota; Metazoa; Chordata; Aves; Cuculiformes; Cuculidae.
UGUGUAAAGUCUUUAUAAAGCUCCAGCGCUGCACUGGGAGCACAGAGCUCUUGGUGGUCUGAGUGCUAAGAAGAAGACAGAAAAACUGAAAGACAUAAAGCAAAGAGAGAUAAACUAAAACAUGUUCAGGUUAGGAAAGGCAGGCACUAUGAAAGGCUUUGUUUAUUUUUCAAUCUUUGCAGUCCUUUUAUUGGUUCAUAGCUCCCAGGCAGUCUACGUUCAGGAUGGAGACUGGAAAUUCCCCCUUGAGUCUGUGAAGAAGCUAAAAGCACUUAUGGAUGAGAACAGCCGCGUUAAUCCUCGUAUGGUGGUUUCAAAGGCUAGCUAUUCUCCAUGCGAUGAAAAAGAUCUCCCUGAGGAAUUCCAACCUGUGUGCAAAAGAGAAGAUGCGCCCGCAAUUUUCGAGAGGCUGAAUCUGGCUGUUGGAGAAGGUUAUUUGUGUGAAAUCUGUGCCAAUGCUGCCUGUGCUGGAUGCCUUUGAAUAAGGACGGAACAGUCCAAAGAAGACGUGUCAAAAUAGGAAGUUCAUGAAUAUAUAUUGCAAGUUUACAUAUUUGCACAAAUCAAUAUUUGGGCUCCAUCUCAACUACAGUCAAACUGGAGCUGUUAUCUCAUGUAGGCACAUCAGAGGUAGUCCUGAAAUAGUCGAAUCAGGGAAUACCAGCAGUGCAGUUCUGGCAACACAGAGACUGUAAACCUUAUAUGAGAAGUUUCAGUUCUACAGAAGUUGUGUCACAUUGGAAUGAAAGUGUCCUAGGCACAGUUUUGUUUUCCAAUAUUUUGUCUGAAUUGGAACACAUUGGUUGAAAAAAGAACAUUCACCUAUUGCCUUUUUGAUAUUUAAAUCUGCCUUUGAUUUGGCCUCCCCUACACAUUAACACCUCACAGCAUUGGUUUACCAUCUUUUCAAGCCCACGCUUUCCAUUGUUUUAGGUAAUGACCUGCAGGUCUGCAUAAAAGAACUGCAGCAAAUAACUGGGGGCCAAGUUACUGGUGUUUAGCAACACUUCCAUAGCCAGUAAAUCCUCAGUCUAUUUGUACUAAUUGUUGCCAAAUUUGGGAAUGGAGGUAGAGGAGCACAAGAACACUCUCUACUGAAGCUCCCCUCUUUUGGCAGAUAUUCAUCAAGUCCUAUUUAAGGAGAAAGGAAGUCCAAACUGCAGUGCUGGGAUCACCUUGAAAAUAAAACAUUGCCUUGUGGUUUUAUUUAUUGGUGGCAAAAUUGUGAAGAAAGGAUC